Molecule: messenger RNA, 2393 nt
Organism: Sinocyclocheilus anshuiensis
Lineage: Eukaryota; Metazoa; Chordata; Actinopteri; Cypriniformes; Cyprinidae
Product: netrin-4-like
Exons: 10
Coding region: 57-1988 (643 amino acids)
Biological process (GO): axon guidance; cell migration; substrate adhesion-dependent cell spreading
Cellular component (GO): laminin trimer
Molecular function (GO): protein binding
Source: RefSeq, a predicted model, not a curated record
UAUCUAUUCUUCUAACUAUGGAUAACUAACCUGCCUUUACAUCCAGACUGCUAAACAUGAAACAUCUCAGGAGUCCUCAGUUUGUGAUGGUGAUACUGAAGUGCGCAGUGAUCUUAUUUCCUGCAAUCCUGCAGGGUUUCACAGAGUCCAGAUGUGUUGGCCGUGCUUGCAGUCCUCCUAUGGGUAACUUGGCCAGUGGCAGGACCCUUUUCACGCUGACUAGCUGCUGCACUAAUAGCUCUUCCUGCCUGCCAACCCAGCCACGCUGUCUAGCAGAGCUCCAUCCUCCUGCCCUCAUGGCUGAUGACCCGUUUAUUCAUCCAGAUACCUGGUGGGGCUCAGCGGCGGCCACUGGAGAACAGGAAGAAAUCCGUCUUGAUUUGGAGACACGGUUCUGCAUGAGUCACGUUGUGAUGUUGUUCCGUUCCCCACGUCCUGCUGCUAUGAGGUUGGAACGCUCGCAGGACUUUGGUCAGACCUGGGAGACUCUAAAGCUGUUUGCCAGGAACUGCACUGAGAUGUUCGGGCUUCCUGAUGAUGUAAGUCAACCAGGAUCUCUCUGCACUUCCAGAUAUUCCAAUGCGGUCCCGUGCAGCCGAGGAGAGAUCAUAUUCCGCUCCAUAGGAUUGGGAAGUGGGAUUGUUGAUCCCUACAGUCCUGAGGCGUUGUCCCGACUGACAGUGACUAACCUACGAAUACAGCUAUUAAAAUCUCAACAGUGUCCCAUCUUGAAAGGAAAGUGGAGUGUCCCGGAUCAGUCAAACCUGCCAUUUUUACCCACAAUUCACAGCAGGUCACUGACUGCUCUGACGCCAAGUUCUGAUCCUCUGGAUUCAACCUCAUUUGCUGUGUACUCUCUUCUGGCUAAAGGGACGUGUUUGUGUCAUGGCCAUGCUGAACAUUGCCUUCCUGAAAAUGUAGGACAAGACAGCCUGCAACCCAGUAAUGUGGUGUCUGGCAAGUGUGUGUGUACCCACCACACAGCUGGCGAGCACUGCGAGAGGUGUGCCCCGCUCUACAACGACCAGCCCUGGAGAGCGGCCAACGGAAGCAGCGGGGAGAGCAACCCAUGCCAGAAUUGUGAAUGUCACGGCCACGCAGAGAGCUGCCACUUCUCCCAGCGAGUGUGGCUGUCCACAGGGGGCAGUAGCGGGGGCGUCUGCGACAACUGCCAGCAUAACACUGUGGGCCGCCGGUGCCAGCGCUGUCACACCGGAUACCACCGCCACCCUGCCAGACCCCUCAACUCCCCGCAUGCUUGCAUACGAUGCUGGUGUGACCCAGUUGGUUCGGUGCUAGUCCAUUCCGGUGACGGGACACCAUGGUGCCAUCCGAGAAGUGGACAGUGCCACUGUAAACCUGGUGUGGGCGGCACCACCUGCAGCCUCUGUCUAGCAGGGUACUGGGGUUUUGGAGAGGAGGGUUGCAAAUCUUGUGUGUGCUCUUUGACCUGUGAUCCCAUCACAGGCCAUUGCCUAGACAGCAAAGGUAGUGUCAAGCUUUACAAUGUACCAAUCGGUGGGAAAAUUCCUGAACUGUCCCACUUUAAACCUCAAGAGGACGAGAGGGCGUGGCCUAAAGAACUGGCCAUCUCUGCGCUGUACUAUACAGGGAAGUGCAGCUGUAAGGAAAAGAAGCUGAAAAGUGUGUCAGAUCUUUGCAAGAUAAAACAGGCAUAUGUGAUCAAAGCCAGUGUGCUGUCAGCUCAUGAUAAAGGCACACAUGCAGUUGUCCUGGUGAAAGUAAGGAAGGUGUUUCGUUCGGGAAAACUGCCCCUCUCUCAGGGAACACACAGUCUCUACCCGCUCUCCUGGACCAGCCGUGGCUGCACCUGUCCCAUUCUCAACCCAGGUGGGAACUAUCUACUAGCAGGUCCUGAAGAUGUUGGCGCAGGACGGCUACUGGUCACCAUGCAGAGUCUAGUAGUCCUCUGGACCCCCAUCCUGGGCUUUCAGGUCACAGAAGCACUGCAUCAGGGCUGCCUAUGAGCACGACUUUACCCAAAUGUACAGUAUCACAACACUUCCCAAACUUGAAAGCCCCAAGUCACUGGAAAUGAUGCCAUUGUACCAAAGCAGGCAGCUGGAUCCUAAAUGGACCAUGACCGCCGGAUACAACGGAAAUGGAAUGUGUGUAAUUAUAGGCCAUAAGGUGAACUAGGAAAAAGUGGCUAGAAAGUGAUUUUCGUUCCCACGCCUGGGCACUACUUUUUAAAUGCAUUUUUGCAUAGACAACACCAUAUUGGACUUUAUGUUAAAAGUUCUCCGCAAAAUAUCCUGCAGUUUUUUGUCACGAUCCAUAAAUGUGUAUAAUUGUGAAUUUAAAAAAACGAAAAUCUUAUGCUGCUGGUUUUGCUUAUAACUUUAUUUAUAUUCAUUUUAGCAACACAAAAU